ACCAACAAUCACGAUAAGCCCAACCCAAACGCUUAAAUACCCUCAUCAGAGCCAAGGGACCGAUAACUCUGUGUAUAAACCCAAAAUACAGAACUCCUACUGCCCUAUACCCCAAAUGCAUCGAAAAGGGCACAUAAGGACCAACUACCAGAAUGAAAGCAUGAUAAUUAACACCCAAAGUGGAAAAGACAAUUUGCAUAAAAGUAAAACCCCUAGUAAAUCAAAUUCUACAACAUCCCUCGUGAAAUUAACUCAGAUAAAAUUUCAUUUUAUCAACAUUUCUUUUAUGUUCCUGCCACAGAGUCAUAGAAUGUACCAGGUGUUUUGGGUACGAGGCAGCUCGGUAACGGCAAAGUGAGAUUUCGUACAACUACAUAUUUUGAAAAUGGCUUCCUUCGAAGGAUCAUCGUUUGAGAUUCUAAAAUCCUGUGAGGACAAAAGAGACUACCGAGGAUAUGAACUUGAAAAUAAGAUGAAAGUCCUACUAGUGAGUGAUCCAACAACAGAGAAAUCUGCAGCCUCAGUGGAUGUACACAUCGGGAACCUCUCAGACCCAGCACAGCUUCCUGGUUUAGCUCAUUUCUGUGAACACAUGCUCUUUCUUGGUACAGAAAAGUAUCCAUCAGAGAAUGCUUUCACUGAGUUUCUCAACGAGCACGGUGGACACUCAAAUGCCUUUACCUCACAAGAACAUACAACUUAUUAUUUUGACGUUCGCUCAGAAUGUUUGCUGGAAGCACUAGACAGGUUUGCCCAGUUCUUUCUCUGUCCACUUUUCAACGAAGAUGCAAAAGAUAGAGAAGUCAAUGCAAUCGAAUCAGAGAAUCAAAAUAACUUAUUGCGAGAUCAUUGGAGACGCCAUCAGCUGUUAAUUUCUACAUGUGCGCCUGAUCACCCCUACAACAGAUUUGGAACAGGAAAUUUACAAACGUUGAAGACCUUUCCGGAAAGCGAAGGAAUUAACAUAAGAGAUGAACUUCUUAAGUUUCAUAAUGACCUGUAUUCGGCGAAUAUCAUGGCUCUUGUUGUGAUUGGUAGAGAAAGCAUUUCAGACCUAGAGAAAGCAAUACUUCCGUUAUUUAGUUUAGUUGAAAACAAAGGAAGCCAAGUUAAAGAGUAUCUGCAGCAUCCUCUUGGCCCUGAACAGUUACCAGUCCAGCUCGACAUCGUUCCUAUAAAAGACUCGCAAAAUCUACACCUAACAUUUCCAAUGCCAGAUCUUCAAAAGCAUUACGAAGCCAAGCCUGACCACUACGUAGCCCAUCUCAUUGGUCACGAAGGCCAUGGAAGUAUACUGUCUGUCCUUAAAAAGAAAGGCUGGAUUAACUCGCUGAGUGCUGGUUCAAGCAAAGGGGCAAAGGGAUUUUCUUUCUUUGUUGUUAACAUGGAGCUUACUGAAGAUGGAAUAGGACAUGUCGAUGAUAUUAUCACGAGUAUUUUUCAAUAUGUGAACUUGUUAAACGAUGCCGGUCCGCAAGAAUGGAUUUUUAACGAAAUUAAGGCGUUAGAUGAUAUGACAUUCCGCUAUAAAGACAAAGAAACUCCAUAUGGUUACGUUACAACGCUAUCACAUGCAAUUCAGAUGUAUCCUAUUGAAGAAGCUCUUUAUGCACCAUACAAAAUGAGCCGAUUUGACAAGAGCCUUAUAGAGCUGGUUUUAAGUCAUCUAAAGCCAUCAAAUCUACACGUUCAAGUGACUUCAAAAUGUCAUGAAGGGAAAACUAACUGCACAGAAAAGUGGUAUGGCACUGCUUAUAACGUCAACAAAAUAGCAGAGGAAAAGCUUAAAAUAUGGGAGGAAUGUGGAUUGAGUAAAGACUUUCAUUUGCCUCCACCUAACGAGCUGAUUCCAACAGAGUUCAAUAUGAAAGCGAAACCAUCAGAUGAGCUAAGUGAAGUCCCUGUGCUGCUCGAAGAAGAUGAUAUUUUCAGAGUUUGGUUCAAACAAGACAAGAAGUUUUGCCUCCCUAAAGCAUGCUUAUACUUCGAAUUUUCAAGUCCAGUCACAUUCAGUCAUCCUCGACACUGUGCGAUGGUGGAAAUAUUUCUCAAUUUGCUUCAAGACUCCCUCACCGAAUUUUCCUACGAUGCAGAAUUGGCAGGUGUAUCAUACAGAACUGAACUUCACGUUCACGGAAUCCAGUUAAGAAUCAAGGGCUACAACAGUAAACAAAGUGUGUUGCUGAAGAAAAUCGUCGAAAGGUUGGUGAAUCUGGAGAUGAAGCAGGAUCGAUUUGAUGUGAUGAAAGAGAAGAUUCAAAGAAAGCUAAAGAACUUUGAGGCAGAACAACCUCACAUGCACGCCAUAUUCUAUAUGUCAUACCUAUUGUCCGAGCAGGCCUGGGACAAAGUGGAAAUACUCCAGACCUUAGCAGAUGUGACACUUGAAAAGUUGAAAGCAUUCAUUCCAGAGUUCCUUGGUCAAAUGCACGUAGAGUGUUUGAUUGCUGGAAAUCUAACCAAAGAGGAAGGUAGAGAGAUUGUUCAUAUGGUGUCAAACCUCAUGAAAGAAAAUUCCAAUACGAAAGCUCUCUUUCCACUCCAAAGAAUUAGGCAAAGAGAAGUACAGCUCCCUGAUGGUGCUUAUUACAUUUAUGAAAGAAAACACAAAGUCCAGAAUAAUUCCUGUAUCGAAGUUUAUUAUCAGACGGAAAUGCAGUGUACCAGGAGCAAUGCAACGCUAGAGCUGUUUUCCCAACUCAUUGCUGACAAAUGCUUUGACCAGCUACGAACACAAGAACAAUUAGGGUAUAUUGUAUUUUCCGGUGUUAGAAGGGCAAAUGGUGUCCAGGGUUUGCGAUUCAUAAUCCAGUCAGAGAAGAAUCCUGCAAUCUUGGAUGAGAGAAUUGAGGCUUUUCUUUCGAACGCAAAGGAAAUAGUUCAAAAUCUUACUGAUAAAGAGUUUCAGAACCAUGUCAAUGCUCUUAUAAUGAAGAAGCUAGAGGAGCCGAAGAAAUUGUCAGAUGAAUGCAGCAAAUACUGGAAUGAAAUAACAACCAAAGAGUAUAACUUUAGAAGGCCAAUAAUGGAGGCCGAAGAACUAAGAAAAAUUGAGAAACACGACGUUGUCAACUUUUAUGAGUCCCUGCUCUCCUCCACUGCUCCGCAGCGGCACAAGAUAUCGGUUUACAUCCUCGGCAAUGGCUCGAAAGAGCACAAAAAUGUCCAGGAGGCUGAAGAACCACAGACUGGUCCAGAGUACAUCACAGAUGUCCUUAGUUUCAAGAGCAGUCUUCCACUUUUCCCAGUUUUGCGUUCCACUAAGACACACUGCAAGACAAAGGCUAAGUUGUGAGUUUGUAUUGGGCCAGCUAGGAAUUUUUGAAAACUAGUACUUUUGCAAUUUUAAUAAAGAUAUAUAAAGAACCACACGCAAAGCCAUGUCUGGAAUAUUUACGUGACACAAUUCACGAGUGUUAUGAAUAGAUGUGGAAGGCAAACCAGCAUUUUUAACUUAUGCAGACCCCACUGAUGACAAGAAUUUCAGUAUUCAAGAAUGUUUCGAAUAAUUCUAGAAUUGUUACUUUAUGCUGGCCUAAGUGCUUUUGCCCCACAUUGUGGCUAUUACCGAAGGCAUACACUGUGGAAAACAAAAACCCUUUUAUUCGAUCCUGCUCAGCCACUUUUUAAUUUAUUAAGCAGCAGUAAAGAAUACACUAGUCCAAGAACUUUUUCAUACACUACCACUGUUCCAGCCUACAGUCCAGUUUUUAUAUUUGAAGGGCCUAAAAUAGCUUUGCAAAAGGACAUCUAAAUGCCCUUUCGUAAAUCACGGUAGUAUCUCGAACAACAAGCAGCAUCUUCGAAUGGUUUACUUUCAACCUUUAAGGCCUCAAGGAGAGCAACGCUGAGGCGAAAAGAUCAGCUUACCACAAUUUAUUGAUGACUCAAUACACUAGGCUCGCUAAAAGUUUAUUGCAAGUCAUGUAUUUCAAAUAUGAUCUUCAUAUCGACAAAGCUAAGUGAUCAUUAUCAUAGUCGUUAAAGAUACAUUAAUCUAGGCUAGCUUUGAAAAGAGGCGGCUCCUAAAUUGCUGAGUAGAAAUCCAGUGCCUUACACUAAUUUUAAUAAAAAGUCAAUUUCAAUGCUACGAUACCUUUUAGUCGACCUAUGUGGAAAAAGUUCUAUGAUCAGUAGAGGCAUCUUAAUAAUUGCAACAAUAUAUGCAGAUUUUUAAUAAGAGGCGCAUGCAGCCAUUUUUUUCAUAAAGAACUAUUUGCUAACAACACCAAAUGAACUUUAAAGCGAGACGAUUGAUAGUAAGAAAUGAUGAGGUUUUUAUGUAGCUAGGACCUGAGAUGGGAAUGCUAAACCUCUUUAUAAUUAUGUGUAGAAUAAUAUUUGAGCAGCUUAAAAGCAACGUCCAAGCGUCCCGGACAUUACCCUUAAAGUCUUAAAGCUUUCGUCAGACAAAGAAUGAAAAAGAGGGGUUGGUUUGUUUACUGUUUUAUUUCUUUUCAUUGGCCUUGGCACUGUCGUUGACCAUGUGGCCGCCAUAUUUGCUGAGCUCUGCUUAUAAGAUGUCGGAUUUUUGUUAGAGAAAAGGCUUUUGAUGUUGUGGUGUGGUAUAAAAGUGAUUUAGUAUGCUGUAGCUCUGAUAUAUUUAAUUUGUGUUUUGUAUGAAGGUUUUCAAACCAUAUAAAGAUGUAAAAAAGAUCAGUAACAUAAUCCGAACCUUAUUUUAAUGUAAGCAAAUAUUUGAUCAUCAUGACUGGAAAAUGUUUCCAGGAAUGUGGUUUUGUUUGACACCCCUCCCCUUUUAUCUUCAAGAUUUUUGCAUUGCAGAGUAUAGAGAGCUAAUGAAAACAGUAAAUCCCUUAAUCGUGUCUUAUAACUUCAAAGAAAUUAGUUGACAAGGGUGAUAAAAGUAAACAAUUUUAUACACAUAAUAUAUUUCUGUUUGUCAUUGUAGCAGAUUUGUUGUUGUGUCUUUUAUCAAUGGAAAGGUCUAUUCGCA
This is a messenger RNA of Rhopilema esculentum, 4957 nucleotides long. RefSeq names its product insulin-degrading enzyme. Gene Ontology annotation, biological process: peptide catabolic process. Gene Ontology annotation, cellular component: cytosol; mitochondrion. NCBI's taxonomy places the organism in Eukaryota, Metazoa, Cnidaria, Scyphozoa, Rhizostomeae, Rhizostomatidae. Gene Ontology annotation, molecular function: metalloendopeptidase activity; metal ion binding. The record is from RefSeq and is a predicted model, not a curated record.